Molecule: messenger RNA, 423 nt
Organism: Cryptococcus amylolentus CBS 6039
Lineage: Eukaryota; Fungi; Basidiomycota; Tremellomycetes; Tremellales; Cryptococcaceae
Exons: 3
Coding region: 1-423 (140 amino acids)
Source: RefSeq, a predicted model, not a curated record
AUGAGCACAGUUGAUUCCUUCGACUACGAGCCACCUCCCGCCAAUGAUGACGAAUUGACUUGGGAUGAGCAGCAGCAGAUCUGGCCCAAGCAGAAGAGCUUUACCUCAGUUGCUGACGCCGCGGCCACGGCUGCGAGCGACGACGCCAGCCGUCCUCCCAGAGAAGAGGCGAGCGGCGACAAGUCUCAUGCCGGAUCGAUGCGCAGUAUUGAAGGAGAGGAAACUGCUGAAAACUCUCGAGAGGAUUUGACUCGCACCACUGCUGACGACGGAGGAGGUGAAGGUUCUUCUCAAGCGGGGUCAGCUCAAGCAGAUAAUCAGAGCAAUACUUCUUCGAAGAACAGCACAAAGAAACGCCGCAAAGGAAAGUUCUGGUUCUCAGGCCCUGGUAAAGCGACUGGUCGUCGUAUUAGUAAGCGAUAG